UUUGAUUCAAUUACAUUCAACUAUGUCGACUCCUGUUGUAACAUCCAAAUGGGCUGGAAACUUUGACUGCGGUGUUUGCCGCCGUAAGCGGCUGAUGGCGGAUGAAUUCUCCAAAUCAGCCAUAGAAAAACACCGAAAGACGGGACAGCCUCUCAGGUGCAAACAAUGCACGGCCAAACAGGAACAAGAUAAACGGGCGGAAGCAAAGGCAAGGGGUGCCAGUGACAAUGGUGCGAAAAACGAUGACAAAAAUGGUGAUUUGGAGGAGAAACGAAAAUGUGCAGGGAAGUGUCAACAGAUUCUAUCGAAGGAUUGCUACAAUCGGAAUCAAUGGUCGAAAGCAGAAGGAAAAAGCAGAUGUCGAGAAUGUGUGGAGCGAUCGAUUCAAGAAGAAGCUGCGCAACAAAAAACAUCGAAGGACGAAAAGCUGCAGCGGGCUCGCAAAAAGGUUGAAGAUCUCAAGGCCUCGAAAAAGGCUACGGCGAUGGAGAUUGUCGCUGCCGAGUCCGAGGUUGCCGCCAUCGAGGCAGAAAAGGUUACUGGUCUUGCUCCUGUACGAUUGGGAGGACGAGGGCGUGGAACUCGGAGCUAUGGAAGAGGUCGGGGCCGUACUGGAUUUAAGAGAGGGUCUGGGAGAGGGACGGGUCGAAGAUGAGAAAAAAUUGUGGUGGCACGAAAGGCAAACUGACGGGAUCAAGCAAAACCUUUUUCCAUUCAUAAAAUUAGACAAACACGAAUACAUGGUUCCCCUCGUCAGAUCGUUUGACAAUCAUGACAAUUGAAAUAGAUAUAUAAUCCGCUG
This is a messenger RNA of Pseudo-nitzschia multistriata, 802 nucleotides long. Lineage: Eukaryota; Bacillariophyta; Bacillariophyceae; Bacillariales; Bacillariaceae. The record is from the annotation of a GenBank genome assembly.